AAGUAUGUUCCCGCUUCUCCUGGAGUGGAUGCGUAAGAUGAGCUUAUUUCACGACAUCAAACUGAAGCGUCGAAAAGUUGACUCAAGAUGCAGUAGCGACGGUGAAACCAAUCCUGAUCCUGUUAACUCUUCGCCUGACAGUGCAACCACUCUGGAUCCUGUUCUGAAGGAGGGAGAGUUAGGUCAAUUUGCACGAGAGUUCUCCAUAGGAUCAGAAGAAGGAACAGAAACAUCCCCAAAAGUACAAUUCGAAGAUCCUAUCAGGUCUCCCGUUGAACAACCUGACACAAAUAUGCUAGAGGAGCUGGAGUCUAUGAAAGAAUCGCCGACACAAAGUGCACAGUCACCCAAUCAACAAGCGGUUACCUCCGAAAUGGAAAGAGAAAUAUUAAGCAGCGGUUCAAGGUCCACUCAAGAUAAUAACGUCUUUGAUGGUGGAGGGAGAGGUGCGCUGGAAGGAGCUCCAGAAAGUUCAGAAAUUCGAUCUGGAGAGCCCAAAGAGCGAGUCGAAGAACAAGGGUUGGAUCUAAGUACACCAACGAGACAAAGAGGCGGUGUACAAGAACUUCCUCAUUUGAAUCCUUAUUUGUGGGCUCCUUCUAGCGCACAAGCCUACAGACGUCAUUUCACUGCUCAUGAAGAGCGACCUCAGGAGGAGCAACAAGGUUUGUCCUUGUUAAGAGUAGCGUCGCAGUACAAAAUGCCAUUAGUAAUGGGAGACAUUCCUGGCUCUGGUCCUGGUAAAACAAUGAUCUGGACUGGACAAAGUCCAUCUCAGGGUCUACAAACGUCUAAGUCUGAGCACGUUGAUACGACAGGUACUGUGAUAACAGGUGAAACUGCUGUAAAUCGUCGUCACAGUGUGUCUAGUAUGGAAAGAACAGGGAUUUUAGGUUGUCCAGUGUCCACUCGACCCCAACCACUUUCUUUGUACACCUCAACAUCUACAUCUCCAAUAACCUCUAGUGCACCAUCUGUUGGACAAUAUGGGUUUUCUGUAAAAGAAAACUACCCCUCCUCAACCCUCCAGUACGGGACAAAUGUGCAAAGGUUACAAUACCCAGCAACAUCAACUGCUACUUCCAGGGAGGAUGUAAUACCAAAGUUUCGUAGCCGGAGCAGUAGUUUAGUGAGCACCAGUCUUGUACCUUGGUCAGAAAAACUGCCACAACCAGGACCGUCUUCUCCCACCCAAUUACCAGACUCUCAGGCUUUAAAUCUUAGUGUAUCAGGAAAUGGUCGAAAAGGUGAGCUAACUACCAUGGUGGCUGCACCAUCGACAUCUCGUGGUCCUGGAGGCGAGGAGGAGGAAAGAGACCAGCCAAUGGUGUGUAUGAUUUGUGAGGAUAAAGCCACAGGACUCCACUACGGUAUCAUAACCUGCGAAGGAUGUAAAGGAUUUUUUAAGCGCACAGUGCAAAACAAACGAGUUUACACGUGCGUUGCUGAUGGAAAUUGCGAAAUCACUAAAGCCCAAAGAAACAGAUGUCAGUACUGUCGAUUCCAGAAAUGUCUUCGGCAAGGCAUGGUUUUAGCAGCUGUUCGAGAAGACAGAAUGCCAGGUGGAAGAAACUCGGGUGCUGUGUACAAUCUCUAUAAGGUAAAAUACAAAAAGCACAAGAAGGGGCAGAAGAACGGUCAAGUUAAACAAGAGCAACAAAGACCACCAACCCGCUAUCCUCAACAAGAGUGGGCGAAUGGCCAAAUCCUCAAAACAGCUCUCACUAAUCCUGCCGAUGUCAUGCACCUACGUCAUCGCCUUGAAAACUGCGUCACCAGUUCUCGUGACCGUCAAAUGCCAGUCGAACAAGCUCUGAGCAUGAUAACCCAGUUGAUUGAAUGCGAUGACUUCGAAGAUGUUGCGACACUGAGCAACUUACACGAUCUUUUAAGUGUAAAAUCUGAACUUUCUGAAAAGCUCUGCCAAAUAGGAGACAAUAUAGUGUUUAAAUUAGUGCAAUGGACUAAACGGUUGCCAUUUUAUUCGGAACUUCCAGUUACAGUUCACACCCAGCUGUUGACCCACAAGUGGCAUGAACUUCUGGUGCUGACCACGUGUGCUUAUCAAGCCAUCCAUGGACCGGUCAAGGGUUCCGAAACGAGCCUUGAACAGGAUAUAGCUGCUGGUCUUUGUCGUCUUCAGAACUGUCUAGCUGCUAUGAUGGGACGCCCAAUCACGCUUGAGCAGCUACGUUUAGAAGCUGGCCCCCUGGUGGAACAUCUUACCCAGCUGAGCUGCGCAUUCCGACGGAUGAGGUUGUGUGUUGAAGAAUAUGUUUGCCUCAAGGUGAUCAUCAUGUUAAACCAAGAGAAGUACCAAGGUCAACGGGAACUCGAGGUAAUCCAAGAACGUUACUUAGCAACUCUUCGCGAAUUCAUUGAGCAUCGUUUCCCUCAGCAACCCAGUCGAUUUAGUGACCUCCUAGCUCGCCUUCCAGAAGUCCAUGCAGCAGCUGGAUUAUUACUCCAGAGUAAGAUGUUUUACGUUCCAUUUAUACUUAACACUAGCAUCAGUAGAUAACGACUGGUACCUGGAAGUAUGUUUGGUUUUCAAAACUCGCAUACACGUGGGAGCCAUCAUCAAAAGGCGGGAGGACCUCAAAUCAUCGUCGCCACACCUGUAAAGUGUGAAGGGGGAUUCCCCCCGACUAGUCAGCUCCUGGGUUAGCCAGCUACUACAAGACGGAGGCAACAGGAUGCCACAGUGGCCAAGUGUGAAGGGUCAAAGGCAAACCUCUGUCUGGUUCUGUGCAAUAAUUCGUGCGGAUGAGAAAAUUAUGUUCCUGUAAAAGCAGAGCCUAGAGAAACAGCGCAUAAAACAUGACAUAAUAUCGUGUCUAGGCUCACUUUAACAAACAAUAUAUAUAUAUAUAUAUAUUUCCCAGGUUUAAACUGUAUAAUUUCUUUUGUGGAUGUUGCAAAGUUCAUGUUGUGAAGAAUUGCGAACUCUUAGUGUGUAAUAAAGUGACAAUUUUGGCAUGUC
Molecule: messenger RNA, 2983 nt
Organism: Limulus polyphemus (Atlantic horseshoe crab)
Lineage: Eukaryota; Metazoa; Arthropoda; Merostomata; Xiphosura; Limulidae
Product: hormone receptor 4-like
Exons: 6
Coding region: 5-2521 (838 amino acids)
Biological process (GO): regulation of DNA-templated transcription
Molecular function (GO): DNA-binding transcription factor activity; sequence-specific DNA binding; zinc ion binding
Source: RefSeq, a predicted model, not a curated record